This is a messenger RNA of Cyphellophora attinorum, 1305 nucleotides long. RefSeq lists its product as uncharacterized. The record is from RefSeq and is a predicted model, not a curated record. Lineage: Eukaryota; Fungi; Ascomycota; Eurotiomycetes; Chaetothyriales; Cyphellophoraceae. Gene Ontology annotation, molecular function: phosphoric diester hydrolase activity. The coding region runs from base 1 to 1305 and encodes 434 amino acids. The transcript has a single exon. Gene Ontology annotation, biological process: lipid metabolic process.
AUGCACCUACGAACGCUCGCCGCACUCGCAGUCGUGAGCUGCCUCGUUCCUUGCAGCGUCCUCUGCGCAAAUGCAGAUGACGAAUCGUCGAGCUACGAAGUUGCACUGACUGAGAUUCCCUCGGGGAGUCGGGCAACGUAUGGAGACUACAGUGCGGCGACCUCGACUCUCACAGCAGCAUCGUCCAGCUACAACUCGACAACGCAGAAUGCCACCUCCUCGACACGACCAACCUCAUCACAAUCCCUCACUUCCGAGACUCAGACCACGAUCGUCGGUACUGCAUCAAGUGGGAGUGCUUCUUCUGACCCAACAAACAGUGCCAAGUGUAAUGGAUAUACCGAGUUCUGUGGACGAAAAUACAGCAAUAUUACAUACGUUGUUGCGCAUAACAGCCCCUUCCACAUCCCGAACAACGGAGCAAGUAAUCAAGACUUGGAUGUAAUCACUCAACUGGAUGACGGGGUCCGUGGAAUCCAAAGCGAGACACACUACGUCAACGACACGGUCGUGCUUUGUCACACGAGUUGUCAAGAGUUGAACGCCGGCACAUUGGAAGAGUACCUCAUCAAGGUCAAAGCGUGGUUGGAUACUCACCGAUACGAAGUUAUCACAAUCAUUCUCGGCAACGAAGACUUUAUUGAUCCUGGCAACUACACAGCACCUGUCACCAAUUCAGGAAUCCUUGACUACGUAUACACUCCUCCAACUCAGCCCAUGGACAUCGAUGGUUGGCCCACGCUUGCCGAGAUGAUCAUCUCUAAUAAGCGUGUUGUGAUGUUCCUGGCAUAUGACGCCAAUCAGAACAAGAUUCCGUGGUUGUUGGACAUGUGGUCGUACCAGUGGCAGACUCCCUUCUCGCCCACCAAUGUCUCAUUUCCUUGUUCGGUACAGAGGCCGCCAGGCCAGGAACGUGAGACCUCACAGAACCGUCUUUAUCUUGCCAACCACAAUCUGAAUAUCCAAUUCGAUGAUACGGCCCUGGGCAUCGAUAUCUUGGUUCCCAAUCUGGUUGAGAUACAGAACACGAAUGCAAACACCACCUCCGUCGGUGCUGCCAAGACGAUGGUCGAUCAAUGCACGUCUGAAUGGGGAAGGCCGCCCAACUUCCUCCUUGUCGACUAUUUCAACUACGGCAACUUCAACGGUUCGACGCUCGCGGCAGCUGCGGAGGCGAACAACGUUACCUACGACGUAGACUCAUGCUGUGGCACUCAGAUCAAAUCAUCAGCAUCGACCACAUCUGGUGCCUCAUGGAUCUGCAUGCUUAUUGGAGCCGGGGCUCUGCUUCUGCUGGUGCAAUAA